Molecule: messenger RNA, 1920 nt
Organism: Tinamus guttatus (white-throated tinamou)
Lineage: Eukaryota; Metazoa; Chordata; Aves; Tinamiformes; Tinamidae
Source: RefSeq, a predicted model, not a curated record
AUGCAGACGGCGGCGCUGCCGCAGGGGAAGCACCCGGCCCCGGGAUGGCGACGGAGCCCCAGCCCCGCGCCUGCCACUCCCCUCCGUGCAACCCGGCCGCCUGCCAAAGCAAACGCUUGCUUGGGCGCGACUGCUGCUCUUAGUGUUGCCGUGCUUGUGCCCUCAGCCAACCCCUGCUGCGCCUACCCCUGCCAGCACCAGGGCGUCUGCGUGAGCGUCGGCCUCGACGGCUACGAGUGCGACUGCACGCGCACCGGCUACUCCGGGCCCAACUGCACCACGCCCGAGCUCUGGACCUGGCUUCGCUCGCUGCUCAAGCCCAGCCCGGCCUUCUUCCACUUCAUCCUCACCCACUUCCAGUGGUUCUGGGACAUCAUCAAUGCCACCUUCGUACGGGACAUGCUCAUGCGGCUGGUGCUCACAGGUGAGGAGGAGCUUGGAGGCCUGGGGCACAUGGCGGGCAGGGUGCAGCACCUGGAUGCAAUACUGGGCACUGGGACACACUGCCAGGCACUGGGAUGCAGUAGUGGCAAGUGCCAUGGGCAGUGCCUCAUCCCCAGCCCGCCCACCUUCAACUCUGCCUAUGGCUACAUCAGCUGGGAGGCCUACGCCAACGUCAGCUACUACACGCGGGUGCUGCCGCCCGUGCCCGAUGGCUGCCCCACGCCCAUGGGCACCAAAGGGAGGAAGCAGCUGCCGGAUGCCCAGCUCCUGGCGGAGAGGUUCCUGCUGCGGCGCAAGUUUGAAGCCGACCCCCAGGGCACCAACCUGAUGUUUGCCUUCUUCGCCCAGCAUUUCACCCACCAGUUCUUCAAGACCUCCGGGAAGAUGGGACGCGGCUUCACCAAGGCGCUGGGCCACGGGGUGGACCUUGGGCACCUGUACGGAGACAACUUGCAGCGGCAGCACCAGCUGCGACUCUUCAAGGAUGGGAAGCUCAAAUUCCAGGUGGUGGACGGUGAGAUGUACCCGCCGACGCUCGCCCACGCGCCCGUGCACAUGGUCUACCCGCCCGCCAUGCCCAAGGAGCAGCAGAUGGCCAUGGGCCAGGAGGUGUUUGGGCUGCUGCCAGGGCUCUGCCUCUACGCCACGCUCUGGCUCCGUGAGCACAACCGCGUCUGCGACAUCCUCAAACGGGAGCAUCCCACGUGGGGCGACGAGCAGCUCUUCCAGACCGCCCGCCUCAUCCUCAUCGGGGAGACCAUCAAGAUAGUCAUUGAGGACUACGUUCAGCACCUCAGCGGGUACUUCCUGAGCCUCAAGUUCGACCCCGAGCUGCUCUUCGGGGAGCAGUUCCAGUACCGCAAUCGCAUUGCUGUGGAGUUCAACCAGCUCUACCACUGGCACGGGCUGAUGCCGGACUCCUUCAUCGUCCAGGGGGAGGAGUACAGCUACGAGCAGUUCCUCUACAACACCUCCAUGCUCACGGACUACGGCGUGGAGGCCUUGGUGGAGUCCUUUUCCAGGCAGAUUGCAGGCAGGAUCGGUGGAGGCCAAACCAUCAACGCCAACGUCCUGAAAGUGGCCGUGGGGGUUAUCAAGGAGUCCCGGCAGCUGCGGGAAGAGAAGGCGGCAGAGCUGGAGGAGCUCUAUGGAGACAUUGAUGCCCUGGAGUUUUACGUGGGCUUGCUGCUCGAGAAACCCCUUCCCAAUUCAAUGUUUGGGGAAAGCAUGGUGGAGAUUGGAUCUCCAUUUUCCUUGAAGGGGCUCCUAGGAAACCCCAUCUGCUCCCCCGAGUACUGGAAACCCAGCACAUUUGGUGGAGCAACUGGCUUUGAGAUAGUUAAGACAGCGUCGCUGAAGAAACUCGUGUGCCUCAAUGUGAAGAAGUGCCCAUACGUGUCUUUUCGUGUGCCGGACAUUGUGGAACCAGGAGCAAGCGGGACACAGCAGCGUCGUGGAUCAUCUACCGAGCUCUAG